This is a messenger RNA of Anas platyrhynchos (mallard), 4885 nucleotides long. It is a transcript of the gene IPPK, whose product is annotated as inositol-pentakisphosphate 2-kinase. Gene Ontology annotation, cellular component: nucleus. Gene Ontology annotation, biological process: inositol phosphate biosynthetic process. The record is from RefSeq and is a predicted model, not a curated record. NCBI's taxonomy places the organism in Eukaryota, Metazoa, Chordata, Aves, Anseriformes, Anatidae. Gene Ontology annotation, molecular function: ATP binding; inositol-1,3,4,5,6-pentakisphosphate 2-kinase activity.
CAUCUCUGUGUCUGAGCUCUCCCAUCUGAGCACAGACAUUAAAAUAGCACGGCCUGACUUUCUGAAGUGUUCAGUGAAUGCAAAGCCUUCUGCUGUGAAUGGGACCUGGAACCGAUCAGUCCUUCGAAAAUGAGAUCAGUCCUGUUUAAAGGAGGUAUGGAGCUGGGACGCUGAGGUAAGUGUAGAGACCUAGGAAAGAAGAACUGUGACACACAGCUCAAGAGAGCCACCUGGUACAGUUGUAGAAUCCGGAAAAUGGCAAUGUAUUCUUAAGCCUGUGGUGUUCUCCUGAUGCUUUCAAACACCAUCAAAAAGAAAAAGCGCUGUGUGGUGCUGCGGUUUUUGAAGUCUCCCCCAAACCAGAAUAAGACUUCAGAGGAAAUACUACACCAUCUGCAAAACAUCGUAGACUUUGGAAAACAUGUCAUGAAGCAGUUCUUUGGGGAGAAUUAUGUUCACCAUGGGGAAAUUAUUCAACUGCCUUUAGACUUCGUGAGACAGCUCUGUUUAAAGAUUCAGCCAGAGAGGCCAGAGUCUCGCUGUGAUAAGGAUAUGGACACACUUAGUGGUUAUGCAAUGUGCCUUCCUAAUCUUACCAGGCUGCAGACCUAUCGUUUUGUGGAACAUCGGCCAAUCCUCUGCAUAGAGAUUAAGCCCAAGUGUGGCUUCAUUCCUUUUUCCAGCCAUGUUUCACAGGAGAUAAAACACAAGGUGUGUCGUUACUGUAUGCAUCAGCAUCUAAAGGUAGCAAACGGAAAAUGGAAGCGACCAAGUAAAUAUUGCCCAUUGGAUCUCUUCUCAGGAAAUAAACAAAGAAUGCACUUUGCUUUGAAGAGCUUAUUACAGGAGGCACAGAACAACUUGAAAAUAUUUAAGAACGGGGAACUAAUUUAUGGCUGUAAAGAUGAUCAGGAAUGUGUAUCUGACUGGAAUGAACUUGCUCGUCACUUAAAACCUUUCUUUUUCCCUUCAAAUGGAUUGGUCAGUGGACCACACUGUACAAGGACAAUUGUUAAAGAACUAAUCCAUGUUAUAACUAUGACGCUACUAAGUAGUACUGAUGCCUGCAGGGCAGGUGAUAUGAAGACAGUUCCCAUUUCACAAGGAAGAAGCUACUGUGAAGCAAGUGCUUUUAAUAAGGAGCUAGUAAGAAAUGGUAAACAUAAAUUGGAAAGCUCUGGCUUACCAAAGGGUUGUCUCCUUUAUAAAACCCUUCAGGCUCAGAUGCUUGACAUGCUGGAUAUUGAAGGACUCUAUCCUUUGUACACUAGAGUUGAACAGUACUUAGAGGAGUUUCCUGAAGAGAGAAGUACAUUACAGAUAGAUGGGCCUUACAAUGAAGCAUUUUAUGAGAAGCUGCUAGAUCUUUCAACUGAAGAUGAUGGGACAAUAGCAUUUGCAUUAACAAAGGUGCAACAGUACAGAAUAGCAAUGACUGCUAAAGACUGCUCCAUCAUGAUUUCCCUUUCACCUUGUCUACAAGAUGAAUGCUCUGAGCAAAGACCUGUGGUACUAGCAUCCAAAUCAAGAUUCACUUUUUCUGUUUCUGUCCUGGACCUUGACCUUAAACCCUAUGAAAGCAUUCCUCAUCAGUACAAACUCGAUGGCAAGAUAGUAAACUAUUAUUUGAAGAAUGUACAGGCCAAAGAUGACCCAGUUAUGUCCAGUCUCUUCAAGGAGAACGAAGACUGCACAUUAGUUCUCCACAAAGUGUAACUGUUUCCUUAAGGUUAUUUUCAUUUGAGCACACUGCAAAGUGAGAGAUUAAUGGAAUACAAUUAUGGUGAUUUUUUUUUUCUAUUGUGUUCGGUGCAUUUUUCAGCUGUGAAUGUUUUUUGCUUUAAGAAAUGGUUUCUAAUUGGUAGGCCUUUUCAAAGACAUGGAAUAGCACUAAAACAUGCAUUUGCUAUGUAACCUAAAUGAAUGUAUUUAAUGUGACAGAACAGAUAAUGUGCCAUACCUUGAAGCUAGAGGACAGAUCUAAAUAAUACUAAAUGUCCACUUCCUUAGAAUUGGAAGAGCACAAAAUUACAGGUUUCCUGAGGUGUUGCACUAACAUAGAAAACCUAAUUACUAACAAGCGAAUUGCCUUGGCGUUUGUGCUCAUACCUGCUAGGAAGAAGAAAUGCUCUGACAAAACCUAGUAUUAAACUUUAGCAUUAAGUCCACUGAAAAUACAACUGAAGUGGCUAUUCAAGUGUUACUGAUCUAUGGAACUACCAUGUUAUUGCAGAACACUUAAGUACUAAUGCAUGAGGUUAAGAACAACCAGACUGCCUCCAGAAGUUUUGUGAUCACUUUGUAUCUACCUAAAGCUUCUGAAACUAAGUGAAAAGGGUUAAAGGUAAGCAGUUUUGAAUUUUAUGUGACAGCUGAGCUUAACUUGUCUGACAUAUUGGUCUUUUAUUUUCUAUAUGUUACAUGCUGCUAUUUAAGGUGAAACCACAGCUCACUCUUACCUAAUAGAAAUUGAGCGAUAGGAAUGAUAUAUUCUGAAUUUUCCAGAUUACUUUAGGUCUUUUAGACCGUGUCAAUUGCUUUUUGCAUUUGUGUGGCAUUAUUUCACUGACAUCCCACCUAUUGCGUAGCAUGGCCAUCCACUUUCAGGCUUGUUCUUUUUAAGUGACAGAAAAAAAUGUGACAGCAUCAGAAGCUGGAGGGUCACUUUCUCAUGAUGAGUACUGGAACUAAGUUUUUAUCACUACUUCAGCAACUUAACGAUGACUUUACCUUGUAAACAUCGAUAUGUACAGCUGAAAGCCUGUGAGAUGUUGCAGUAAGCCAUUGGCAAAGAAGAUCCUGAGUUGGAAACUGAGGAUACACUCAAAACUGUGGGUAGUGUGAUAAAAUCUAUAGCCACCUUUCCCACAUGCUUGGGAAUUACACUCCCUAAAAUGUGCAGAGAGAUGCUAUUCAAGCUACAGUGAACUGCUAUGUUGUUAUCUGUAUACAGUUACUGUUAGCUGUAUACAGUAUUACUGGUAAUAUUUUUUCAAAAUAAUGUAGGUUAACAUUUUUAAAAACGUAUUUAUAUUAGGAUCUCAAUGUGAUGUUUGAGUUACUCCAUUUUACCUGAAACUUAAAAAGCAAAACUGUAAAAUGCUGUAGAUUGGCUCAAAUCAAGGAAGAAAUAUGAAAUGCAGAAUAACACCAAUCAUAUAGCAGUAGGGCUUUGUAGUGGGAAGUGAAUUGUAUUAGCAGGCUUAUAGUCCGCUUCCAGGUGAUAGUAUGCCUUUCUGGAAUAGGGUCAUUACUUAAAUGUGAUACUACAACAGUGUAAUAAGCUUGUAGUUAACAAUGGUAAUAACCCCUCCUUUUCAAAGAAAACCAGGGGAAAAGAGGUCUGUUUUUUAAUAUCAGAAACCCUCCAAUUGUUAGAGAAGUUUGGGAAAGAUUAUCUGCAGCUGAAAAGGUUUUGUUUUUUUCAAUGCUGUAACUUUAAACACAUUUCGUAUGCAAACAGAAGUGUGUUUACUGAUAAACAGUUUCAUUUUCAUGCAAGAAAGAGAUAAAGAUGAAAUAAAGUAAAGGUUGCACAAAACUAGCUAAACCAGUAAUAUGUCAGUGGGUAAAGUAGCAAUGAAUUUUGCCUUGUCUGCUGCAUUCCAAACUUGAAAUUAGUCUGCCUUAUAUCUAAUGAUAUAUUUUACAGAGCUGCUGUUCAUCAAAACUUAAUCUCUGGCAUUGUUCCACUGUAGAUUCUAACACAAACCUAUCUGUUCUGUCAGUUUUUCCUAACCUUCCAGAACUGUAGGAGACUAUUUCAAUGAUCACAUAGUGGCUUAUUAAAACUAUGGUGUUAUAAACAUACUAUGGCUUUGAAAUUAGUAGGUUUAAUUCUUGAUUUCUACACCUAUUUCAUGACUGCUGCAUACUUUGUCAUAAGUAACAUAUAGGUCAGGCACUAGCACUGCUUUUGCAUGAUUAUAGCAGCUAUGGACUUGAAAAGGAAGUCUUUUAAAAUUACUCAAGAUUCCACAUAGUUUUUAUCUUUGAUCCUUGAUUCUAGGAACAACUGUUACACUCUGUAAGAAGUAUGCGAUUUCAGGUUGUAUAGGUUUGGUUUGGACAAUGCCAUUUGGUUGUGAUAGAGCAGGGCAUUAACUCUUGAAAAACGCUGCCAGUUCACAAAUCAGCUAAUGGUACCUCUGAUGGAAGUGAAGGAAGAUUACAAGAUGUCUGUUCUGUUUUGCUUCUUCAGGGACAAAGGUAUGAAAUGUGGUGCUUUCAUAGUGUAUUAUCUACUAGAAUUUUUCCCAUAAGUAAAACAAACAAAAAAUUAACUAAUGUUCACAGCAAGCAGUACUGAACUCACCCACUUCUUGUUAUGACAGUAUAAUGGUCCAUUCUUGUUUAGUUUAAUGCUGUUUCUACCCAAAACUUAUGCUAUGGAAAAAAGUUACUUCAGACAAUUACAUUUUUUUAGCAUAAUAUUUCUUGAAAAUCUUCAAAUUAUUUGCCUGCUUCCAGCCUAAUUUAAUUAGAAAGCUAUUUAACUCUUUGUUCUAGGAGUCUCUUACUGUUCUCUAGUCAUUUUAAAAUCACUGUACUUUUACAGAGCUGUGAAUGAAAUUUCCACUUUUUAUGGACUUGAUUUUGACAGUGCAUGAUCUUUUAACACUUUCCAGCUAUCUAGAAAAUGUUAAAAAGAUAAACCACUCUGGUACAUUAAUGAUUCAGAAAGAUAAAUUUAUAAUGAAAUCACUCUGUACAUGUAACUAUUUUAUUUGGCAUUUUUGUAUUUAAAUGGCUGUAUUUAUUUUCAUGUCAUGACAAUUUAUAUAUAACGUGCCAUAAUUGUACAGAUAGCAUGUUUUAUGAGUAUGGUUUCUAAAUGGAAAAUAACUUAAUGUUUAUAUUCAAUAAAAUUAUAGACUGCAUAACA